AUGUCUGCCGAGCCGAAACGACGAUCUACGCGUGUUUUGACAAAGGGACAGCAGCAGAUCAAUUUUUGUACCGUUGCACCGAGCCCAACCCCAGCAGCCACCGUAAAGGACAAGCCUCAUCCGCACGACGCUGCGACCAAACAGCACGAUACUGCAUCUACCGUACCGGCCAAACGUGCCCUGGAAGAUACUUUGUCGCAACGAUCCUCCACUGUGAAGAAACCUCACACUGAUCCAGUCCCAGUCUCAGUUCCUUCCAGCGAAAACAGCCAUGGCGCGUCUGUGACAAAAUGUGAAAAACUUGAUAGCGACAUUGACAGACAACAAACUACGCUGCAAGUGGCCGAUGCGGUGACCAAGUCAUUGCCACCAGUGAAUGAAACUGUCAUUGACCAGCAUGAGCCAGUUGACCCAUUGCCAUCUCCAACUACCGUCACUGAGCCUGUUACUGACAAGACAGCUCAAGUAAACAUCGACCCGGCAAGCAGUAACGAAGCGAGCAAAAGCAAUACCGACGUCCAACAAGAUGAUACCGUUGAUGAAGGAGGUAAAGUGGACCGUGUUACAUCAGCCAAAGAAGCCUUGACCGGUGAAUCACUGCCUGGAUCCUCUGCAACACCAAGAAUGUACAUGCUUGAGAGCGAUAAAACGCGCAUUGCUGAAGAGCAAUAUAUUCUUGAAAAGUUGCAUGAAGCGCUCGACAUGAGCUUGAACUUUCACCUUGGCCAUAAUCGAGUCGCUUUCUACCACAAAAUCGAACCCAUGUUGCGAAAUACUACCAGAAAAAAUAUCACGUUGGCUCAUGUUUCAAAGAUUCUGUACCUUGCUCCUGAACUUUAUGACAUCCAUCCUCGCAUCGUAAAGGAAUUUGGACGAACCAUUGAAGCUUACAUUCUUGAAUUUGGCAAACAGUGGAUCGUGCCACUAUCAGGAAAAGAUGCCUAUAAGCGAAAAACCAUGUUAUCCAGCCGCAUCCAAUCGUAUUUUGAAGCACAUAAAGAGCCUUCCGCUACCAUUCCUGAAAAACCGUUGCCGAAAAUUGAAAAGGUCGUUGACAAGGCUGAAUGGUUGCGUCAAGCUGAACUACCUUCCGGUAUCAAAUCCAUUCUGGAAAUCAAGGAACGUCGUCGCAAGGAUGCCGAAACGGAAGCCGAACAAAAACAACAGGGUCCCCGUCCAUUACCGAAAGGCAAUGUGAAGGAAAGAGGAAAAGCGCUUUUGGAAAGACUUCGAGCCCGACAAAAGGCCAAUGAAGAACAGCGCGAUUAA
Molecule: messenger RNA, 1269 nt
Organism: Radiomyces spectabilis
Lineage: Eukaryota; Fungi; Mucoromycota; Mucoromycetes; Mucorales; Radiomycetaceae
Exons: 6
Coding region: 1-1269 (422 amino acids)
Source: RefSeq, a predicted model, not a curated record